Xyrauchen texanus (razorback sucker) is the source of this 3432-nucleotide messenger RNA. RefSeq lists its product as uncharacterized. Gene Ontology annotation, biological process: cellular response to lipopolysaccharide; regulation of non-canonical NF-kappaB signal transduction; immune response. NCBI's taxonomy places the organism in Eukaryota, Metazoa, Chordata, Actinopteri, Cypriniformes, Catostomidae. Gene Ontology annotation, molecular function: cytokine activity; protein dimerization activity. The record is from RefSeq and is a predicted model, not a curated record. Bases 73 to 3159 code for a protein of 1028 amino acids. The transcript has 14 exons.
CAGCUUCUCAAAGGAGAUACGAUCUAACAAACUCACUCAUUCAAGAAAGAGAACUUACCACCUGACAGAACGAUGGCCUCCAAGUUAAGUGAAAUGACGAUGUCUUUGGACUAUGCAUACGACAUUGACAGUGCAUUUGACUCCGACAGCACUGAUCCACUAGCCAUGAGUGGGCGAUGCAAUGUGCAUGAAAGCAUCGAAGUGGAGGUGUGGACGCAUCCUCACAACAGUAUGAAGCAGGUGGUGAACCUCAUUGUUGCUCUGAACAGAAUGAAUGGCCUCAAACCACAGUCACCUGAAUUUGGGGAUGAUGAACUGCUCGGUAGAUUCAUGAAGAAUGUAAUUGAAGAGCGGAAUGUGAAUUGGAAUUCGGAAAUAGAGGAAUUCGUCAAUAAGAGCAGCCGGACCUUGCAGUUCACCAUGUGCGAUACGUCCCAGAAAAGUCUUGUGCGGAGUGGUGUACAGUAUCAUUUGCAGGCCGUGACAUUAAUAGCAGCCAACACUGAGCAGAAAGUUCGGUUCAAUCUAUCAACAUAUAGAUCUCCUCCACAUACUACCUCCCAGCCGGUGUGCCUGGGAAUUUCCGGGAGCAACCUCUACCUUGCUUGUACCAAGGAAAACCCAAAGUACAAACCUACCCUAGUCUUAAAGGUGGUCACUGAUACCUUAAACACCAGCACAACUGAUGAUCCAAAUGGGAUCCUCUUCUUCUGGAAAGAGACUGGCGCGGCUGUCUACACUUUUGAAUCUGUUAAAUAUCGCGGAUGGUUCAUUAGCACAUCCACUGUUGAUCAUGAGCGAGUGAACAUGUGCAAGGAAUCAGCUGUGGACCGCAUCAUGAGCUUCCAGCUGAACGAUAAAAUCCUAGUCCAUAGUAAAGUAUCAGAUUUGAUUGAGUACCAUGUGACAGUUGCGAAGAGGUGCACUAACAUGGCAGAAGAAAAGAGGGAAGCUUUAGUACAGAAACUUAAGACUUUGUUAAAUGAUGGCACAGUCGCAAUGACCACGGACAUGUGGACAGAGGAUUAUCGGAAGAUUAGUUAUUUGACAAUCACAUGCCAUUUCAUAAAUGAGGAUAUGGAACUGGUGAAUAAAACCCUGACAACUACAAUGUUCCCUUUGGAAGAGGCAAAGACGGGAGAAAAUAUCAGACGGGAGAUACUGAAACUACUGGUGACAAAGUUUGGCCUUGACGCUUCCUCUCUCAGCAAAAUUGUAUGGGUGACCGAUGAGGGGGCAAACAUUAAAUUAGCUCUGCGGCCAUACCAGAGAUUGGACUGCAUUGACCAUCUCAUCAAUACGGUACUGCGCCAUGGACUCGACAUUGCCGAGUUAUCCAAAGCCGACGGUGCUCCGGACAUAGGAGAUACCAUUUCUGGUGCUAAAUCAUUAGUGAGGUACCUUAAACAGUCGGGGUUGGCUGCACAACUGUCAACAACAUUGCUGCAAAUGGGAGACACUCGGUUCAGUACGGUGUACCUCACACUGACUUCUAUACAGGCCAUUUAUCAUGAGCUCCAUGAAAAGCUGGAGGCGCGAGGAGAGAGCGCGCGCAUUGAGAAAAUAGCACCAGACACACUGGACUUUUUGAUAAACUUUCUGAAGCCGUUCUAUGAAGCACAGCGGGAACUUGAGGGAGACAAGUAUCCAACACUUAAUAGUGUGUGUCUCUGGAGUGAGAAACUGAAACGCCACUGUGAGCCCAAUGUCCUGGACUCCCCUCAGCAAGCUGUCGUGCGUAAACGGCACGAAGACUGGCUCGCGUGUAAAGUGAUCAUACAGGACCUCCACCAGAUCGCAACAUUCCUCUGGCCAAAAUUUAAUCAGCUGAGAAUGUUAUCACAUUCAGACAGGAAUGCCGUACAUGCUCAUGUCCGCACUCUUCUGCAAGCCAUGGCUGCAGGUGCACCAGAUGUGGAGAUUCGAGAACCAGAGCUCUCCGGAGUCGAACCCAGUGACAGUCCUCCGGCAAAAAGGGCGAAUUUUGCGGAGUGGGAAAAUGUAAGGCAAGCUGACUGGGAAGAUGACGAGGUCACUCGCUACAUUGAAAUGGCUGCUGUCAUGGGAAAUGAAAUGGAUGUUCUUGGCUGGUGGAAGGCCAACAAUCCAUCCUACCCAAAACUUGCAAAAUUAGCCAGAUCAGUACUAUGCAUCCCGGCCAGUAGCAGCAGCAGUGAAAGGGUGUUCAGUGCUGCUGGACGCACUAUCAGUGAGCGCAGGACCGCGCUGAAGCCAUCUACAGUGGAUUCAAUAAUUUUCCUCCACAAAAACAUAACGAUGGCCUCCAAGUUAUGUGAAAUGACGAUGUCUUUGGACUAUGCAUACGACAUUGACAGUGCAUUUGACUCCGACAGCACUGAUCCACUAGCCAUGAGUGGGCGAUGCAACGUGCAUGAACGCAUCGAAGUGGAGGUGUGGAUGCAUCCUCACAACAGUAUGAAGCAGGUGGUGAACCUCAUUGUUGCUCUGAACAGAAUGAAUGGCCUCAAACCACAGUCACCUGAAUUUGGGGAUGAUGAACUGCUCCGUAGAUUCAUGAAGAAUGUGAUUGAAGAGCGGUAUGUGAAUCGGAAUCCGGAAACGGAACGAAUCACAAAUUAUUCCUACAAGAAGAGCAGACGGAUCUUGCAGUGCAACGUGUGCGAUACGUCCCAGAAAAGUCUUGUGCGGAGUGGUGUACAGUAUCAUUUGCAGGCCGUGACAUUAAAAGCAGCCAACACUGAGCAGAAAGUUCGGUUCAGUCUAUCUACAUAUGUAUCUUUAAAGUCCAGUGUGCCUAACUCCCAGCCGGUGUGCCUGGGAAUUUCCGGGAGCAACCUCUACCUUGCUUGUACCAAGGAAAAGCCAAAUGACAAACCUUCCCUAGUCUUAAAGGUGGUCACUGAUACCUUAAACACCAUCCCAGCUGAUGAUCCAAAUGGGAUCCUCUUCUUCUGGAAAGAGACUGGCGCUGCUGUCUACACUUUUGAAUCUGUUAAAUAUCGCGGAUGGUUCAUUAGCACAUCCACUGUUGAUCAUGAGCGAGUGAACAUGUGCCAGAUAUCAGAUAUGGACCGCAUCAAGAGCUUCCAGCUGAACGAUCAAAUGGCGUCUGGUAAAGUAUCAGAUUUGAUUGAGCAGACCCCUUUCCAGAGAGUAUGUACCAAGUACAAUCUAUAAUCUGGAUUAGUCUGUUGUUAUUAACCUGCUAGAUCUUGAUUGGAAGAUGUUUUUAAAUUAUAUAAUUUUUUGCUGUAUAAAUGUGAGGAAUAUGUUGUUGGAAUGGUAACGGGUAAAUUCACAUUGAAUUCUUUGUCAGGUAUGAAUGUUUUUCUAUUGGAUAUGUAUUAUUGUAACUAUUCGUAUUUAAUAUUUAUUUUAAAUUAAUGUAUCAUUGAAAAUCAAACUUUUAUUUUACACAUGAUUUUUGUACUUAACUUUCAAUAAACUGAA